AUGACACCAAUUGUGGGUGGACCCUGGUGUGAGACCCACAGAUUCAGUAACUUUAUUGACGUCUUCCUUAAACGUAUUCUGCAACAUAUACCGAUCUUUAUAAGGGAUGAUCUGGACUUCAAAUCUAGUAAGGACAUUCGAUGCACUGUCACCUCUGGGAAGAGUCUAACUGUCUUCCGAGCCAAAUAUAAAGAUUGUUCCACCUUUAUUCUUGAACAAAAAGGAAAGUUUCGUGUUCUCGCUGUAAUCGCUAUAGCGAAAGAGGCAUUGUGGAAGACUCGAAUGAAAGGAGUAGCGACACGGAUCUUCAUCUCCAGCCUUGGAUUGGUGAAAUUCUCUGUUUUCCAUCUUAAAUGGAGAAUAAGAUGGUCUGUAGAUGAGGUGACGGACAAAGUAUUCACACUUCAAACAGCGAAAAACAGACGUUAUCCAACUGUGACCAUCUCAGAUACUGACUAUGCUAACUUCACUCAAGCAGCAGAUGAAGUUUGUAAUGCAGAGUCUCUCUUGUACAUCCUUGAAAAUGCUGUUACAGGUGUCACUCAGAAAAAUAACCAAGGUUGCACACCUCUACAUGUUGCCUCUAUCCAUGGACGCACAGACACUAUAAAACUUCUCCUACAACAAAAUGGCACUGAUGUCAGGGCUGUGAACAACCGUGGUUCGACACCUCUACAUCUUGCCUCUUAUAAUGGACACACAGACACUAUUCAUCUUCUCCUACAACAAAAUGGCACUGAUGUCAGGGCUGUGACCAACGAUGGUUGGACACCUCUACAUCCUGCCUCUCAGAAUGGACACACAGACACUAUAAAACUUCUCCUACAACAAAAUGGCACUGAUGUCAGGGCUGUGAACAACCGUGGUUCGACACCUCUACAUCUUGCCUCUUAUAAUGGACACAGAGACACUAUUCAACUUCUCCUACAACAACAUGGCACUGAUGUCAGUGCUGUGACCAACGAUGGUUGGACACCUCUACAUCUUGCCUCUUAUAAUGGACACACAGACACUAUUCAACUUCUCGUACAACAAAAUGGCACUGAUGUCAGGGCUGUGACCAACGAUGGUUGGACACCUCUACAUCUUGCCUCUCAGAAUGGACACACAGACACAAUUGAACUUCUCCUACAGCAAAAUGGCACUGAUGUCAGGGCUGUGAACAACCGUGGUUCGACACCUCUACAUCUUGCCUCUCGGAAUGGACACACAGACACUAUUCAACUUCUCCUACAACAAAAUGGCACUGGUGUCAGGGCUGUGAACAACCGUGGUUCGACACCUCUACAUCUUGCCUCUCAGAAUGGACACACAGACACUAUUCAACUUCUCCUACAACAAAAUGGCACUGAUGUCAGUGCUGUGACCAACGAUGGUUGGACACCUCUACAUGUUGCCUCUUUUCAUGGACACACAGACACUAUUCAACUUCUCCUACAACAAAAUGGCACUGAUGUCAGGGCUGUGACCAACGGUGGUUGGACACCUCUACAUCUUGCCUCUCAGAAUUGACACACAGACACUAUUCAACUUCUACUACAACAAAAUGGCACUGAUAUCAGGGCUGUGACCAACGAUGGUUGGACACCUCUACAUCUUGCCUCUCAGAAUGGACACAGAGACACUAUUCAACUUCUCCUACAACAAAAUGGCACUGAUGUCAGGGCUGUGACCAACACAGGUUUGACACCGCUACAUCUUUCCUCUCGGAAUGGACACACAGACACUAUAAAACUUCUCCUACAACAAAAUGGCACUGAUGUCAGGGCUGUGACCAACGAUGGUUGGACACCUCUACAUCUUGCCACUCAGAAUGGACACACAGAUACAAUUGAACUUCUCCUACAACAAAAUGGCACUGAUGUCAGGGCUGUGAACAACCGUGGUUCGACACCUCUAGAUUUUGCCUCUCAGAAUGGACACACAGACACUAUUCAACUUCUCCUACAACAAAAUGGCACUGAUGUCAGUGCUGUGAACAACGAUGGUUGGACACCUCUACAUCUUGCCUCUUAUAAUGGACACAGAGACACAAUUAAACUUCUCCUACUACAAAAUGGCACUGACGUCAGGGCUGUGAACAACCGUGGUUCGACACCUCUACAUCUUGCCUCUCAGAAUGGACACAUAGACACUAUUCAACUUCUCCUACAACAAAAUGGCACUGAUGUCAGGACUGUGACCAACGGUGGUUGGACACCUCUACAUCUUGCCUCUCAGAAUGGACACACAGACACUAUUCAACUUCUCCUACAACAAAAUGGGACUGAUGUCAGGGCUGUGACCAACACAGGUUUGACACCUCUACAUCUUGCCUCUCGGAAUGGACACACAGGCACUAUUCAACUUUUCCUACAACAAAAUGUCACUGAUGUCAGGACUGUGACCAACGAUGGUUGGACACCUCUACAUCUUGCCUCUCAGAAUGGACAAACAGACACUAUUCAACUUCUCGUACAACAAAAUGGCACUGAUGUCAGGGCUGUGACCAACGAUGGUUGGACACCUCUACAUCUUGCCUCUCAGAAUGGACACACAGACACUAUUCAACUUCUCCUACAACAAAAUGGCACUGAUGUCAGGGCUGUGAACAACUGUGGUUGGACACCUCUACAUCUUGCCUCUUAUUAUGGACACACAGACACUAUUCAACUUCUCCUACAACAAAAUGGCACUGAUGUCAGGGCUGUGACCAUCGAUGGUUGGACACCUCUACAUCUUGCCUCUUAUAACGGACACACAGACACUAUAAAACUUCUACUACAACAGAAUGGCACUGAUGUCAGUGCUGUGAGCAUCCAUAGUUGGACACCUCUACAUCUUGCCUCUCAGCAUGGACACACAGACAGUAUUCAACUUCUCCUACAACAAAAUGGCACUGAUGUCAGGGCUGUGACCAACGAUGGUUGGACACCUCUACAUCUUGCCUCUCAGAAUGGACACACAGACACUAUUCAACUUCUCCUACAACAAAAUGGCACUGAUGUCAGGGCUGUGACCAUCGAUGGUUGGACACCUCUACAUCUUGCCUCUUAUAAGGGACACACAGACACUAUAAAACUUCUACUACAACAGAAUGGCACUGAUGUCAGGGCUGUGACCAUCCAUAGUUGGACACCACUACAUCUUGCCUGUCAGAACGGACACACAGGCAGUAUUCAACUUCUCCUACAACAACAUGGCACUGAUGUCAGUGCUGUGAGCAUCCGUGGUUGGACACCUCUACAUCAUGCCUCUUUUAAUGGACAAACAGACACUAUAAAACCUCUCCUACAACAGAAUGGCAUCGAUGCCAAUAAAAUGGACGAACGCGGUAACACACCUUUACACCUGGCAGUUCAAGAGCAAUGCUAUGAUGUGGUGACUUUGAUGCUGUCCCAGGAUUCAGUGAAACUGGAUAUUGAGAACCAUAAGAAAAGGACACCAUUACUGGAAGCCGUCUCCAAGGCCCACUUCGGAAUAAUCCAUAAAUUGAUUACACAUGGAGCAAACAUACAUGCUGUCGACAAUGAUGGCAAUAAUUGUUUGCACCUUGCUGUAAGGGAGGAGAUGUUUCAUUCUGAGAUGGAACACAUUCACAUUUUAGAUGAGUACUGUGCUAAGCUUGAGUUGACGAUCGAAGAGAGACUUUCUGGUGUAGGAGUUGCUAGCUAUCUAGCCCACCAGGGAGCAAACUUUUACUGGAGAAACAAUAAGAAUAUAGCUCCAUUGGACCUCGUUGGGAAUGCAGAUUUGGAAGGAAAAUUAAAAGUAUUAUUCCCACCACAAUGUAUGCUUUGUGAAGAGAAUGAAGCCAACGUGGAGUUACAACCCUGUGGACAUACUGUGGUAUGCGAAGAUUGUGGCAAAAUUCAACUUCAAAGAUGCCCCGAGUGUAAAACAUGUAUAGAGAGCAAAAGCAGAGUUGAUGAACCAAGUUCAAUUGACGAUCACUACAUGCAGAUACCACGUCUUGAUGGUAAAAGUAUUAUGAAGUCGCAUUCAUCUAAAUUCCGUCCCCGUUGCUCAGCUGUGUCCAAAAUAUUGCAGCCCAAAGACUCUGAUAAUGAUUCCAAGAGCAUGAACACAGUUUUAAGAAUCGUUGAAAUCCGCAAUGGAAUCGUAACCUAUUCAACAGAUUUGAGGAUAAGUUGUGCCACAACAGGCGGUGAUUUUGAUUUUCAUUGUUCUUCUAAUGUCACAGACAUGACAACAAUUGGUGAAGACACUGUUUUAGCCACAAUUCCAUUCCGUAAGAAAAUAGUUUUCAUUAAUCCAACAAGUUUCCACAUAAAAUCUCUGGAUUAUAGUUUCUUUACAAUUUCUUAUUUCAAACAUUCUACAUUUGUAGGUACUGAAAUGUUUAGUAAGACAAUAUAUCUCAUAGACUGGGAUACAAAUAAAGUUGAAGAAAAAUUUAGUAUGAAAGAAAUAGUUGGAAAAAUAGCAGUUGGUCCACAGUAUCAUAUCUUAGUAGCCUUGGCAAAUAUAAAUAGAAUUAGCUGUUACACAAUAGAUGGCAGACACUUGUUUCAGUUGAAGACCCAUUCCAUCGAUAUUCCAAUAGACCUCAAUGUAUAUCGAAAUUAUUCUUACGCUGUGCAUGGAAAUGUAAUUUACAGGAUUUCACCGAACGGUUCUGUGUCACAAAGAGAAAUUGGGAUAAAAGCUCGAUAUAUUUGUGUGGGCACAGAUAAUAUUUACUUGAUUGACCGUUUUGGUCUUGUGCAUAUUAUUAGGACAAAUGAAGAUUUUUGGCCUAAGCUGUCUUACCAUCACCAAGACCAUAUCCCGAGCUUAAUAAACCAAAUCCAUAUUGAUGAUCCCUCCAACAUUACAACGAUUCUACCUAUGUCAGCCUCUUCAAUAGUAAUUAUAUAUCGGGAUCUAAAAGCUAUAUUAGUUACUGACGAAGGGCAACAGUUUGGUGGAAAAUGUUUAACAUUUAAACUCCAGCCUUCUGUCUUUUGUAGAAUGGAUUCAAACAGAUUUCUUGUCCUUUUUAGUGAGGACAGGAAACUUCAGUAUAUUACCUGUCCACAAUUAAUUAAAGGUGAUUUAAUAGACGUCGGAAACAAUUACACUCAAAUGUGUCACAUGAUAUCAAAUAGGUGUUUGGCUCUGACCACCAGUGAAGGUAAAGUGGAGGUACAUAUUUUAUUGAUUAAAAAGGAUCAUGUUGACAUUGUAAACAGAAUUUCAUUGGAACAUGAUAAUGUCACCAUUGCUGCUACUCCAAUUAAUUUUGUAGUUGUUGACAAACGGAAACAUAACUUGUUAUUUUAUUCAAGCUUUGGUGAAGAGCUUUCCAAGAAACACAUUGAGUUCAAUGGCUACCCUCAUCAUGUCUUCACAGACACAUUAUAUUUCUUUGUUAUCUUCAGGAGAGAGUCUUUGAUGACAUGUUACAAUACAACUGGACAAAGGAAAUGGCAGCUGAAACUUCCUUCAAACUUUUGCUAUCACUCUGCUGUUUUCCAAGGAACAGCUUAUGUCCUAGACGAUCUACGCAGUCGGAUUCUUCUUUACAAGUACCAUGACUGGUCAGACUCUCAUGUAACCUUUAAAAAUCCUUAUAAUAGAAAUUUAAAUAUACGUCUCGAAGAAAAAGAGAAUGACAAUCUUCUCAUUGCCGAAAUAUGUCAACUGGCGAAUGGACAGUUGGUGGUGUCCAACAUAUAUAAUGACUGUUUGUUAUACAUUUCCAAUGAAGGAGACAUUGUGUCCAGAUUACCGCUGCCGUCUACAGCUACAGAUAUAUGUCGAUGGAAUUCUAAUCAGAUAGGUGUCACAUUACCUCGAGAGAAGCAACUAAGGAUCAUCGGAAACUUAUCAAAGACAGUCAGAAGUGUAUCAUUAAACCAGCCUUAUGUACGUGUGUGUAAGCUGGGUGAAGGUCGCAUUAUUUGUUAUUGCGAUAAACCAUCUUAUUUAGAUAUUUCAGCCAUUAGAAAUUGUAAUCAAGUUGAAAGAAUUCGUAGAAUUAAUAUUCCUUUUAUAAUGAAAUCAUUAUCAUUAGAAAACGAAACACUAAAGCUAUUAAUUGUUGGUAAGAAAACAGUAUUCCUCUACAAGACCAUCAGGAGCAGCAGGUGGCGAAGGAGGAGAAGCAUCAUCAGCAGUAAGAUAGUCCCCAGUGUUUUGCUGUCCCAAGUGAAAACACCCUCCAAUCUCUAUGGUGGAUGUAUUGAUAACAUGUGUGUUCAUUUGAUCGACAACAGCCGCAUGUUUGCUGUAAAUGAACAUGACUUGCUAGUGAGAGAUCACGUUACAAGCAGUCAAAUUAACAUGUUCAUCGAUCUGGUAGAUGUAUUUUCUAGAAACAUCAGUCUCAGUGAAAUGUUGUCUUCCAGAUUGUAUCUACAAGAUCUCACAGUUUCUGAUAAAGCUCAUGAAGUUGUUGUCCCUCAAAGUUUUGGAGAUAAACAUCCAAUGGAGAUUGGUUGUUUGGUUAUUACAGAAAAUAACCUGGUUGCUCUAUAUGACAGCACAAAUCAAAACAUUAAGAUAUUAACUUUUGAUGGUCAACUUGUUGACUCUAUCAAGUUAAAUAAUGUUGUCCCAAGACAUAUGUGUUGCUGGCGAUCAAACACAUUGGUUAUAACGACCAAUAACUAUCAACUGUUAACAUUAAAAGUGGAAUUUCCAUUGUUCUUGGCAACUUACCACACAGAAAAUAGAUACAAUUGUAUCGCUUGUCGAUCCGACAAUCUAUUGGUGUGUAGUAGUAGUAGUAGUAGUAGUAGUAGUAGUAGUAGUAGUAGUAGUAGUAGUAGUAGUAGUAGUAGUAGUAGUAGUAAUGUUGAUGGUGGUGCCUUCAUACCCGAAAUUGAAAACUGCCUGUUUUAUAUAUAUAUCGAUGAAAUACAGUCAGCUGUCCGUAUUAUGAGAGAAAUAGACUUAUUUUGGAAGCGCUACAGAUACAAUAUCACCCAUAUCUCAGUUAUUGCUAAUGACAACAUCAUCGUCAAUACCGACAGGUUCAUCACUAUUCUGAACCCUAACGGGCAAUAUUUAUAUUUAUUUAAGCACAGCAUUUAUUCCCGACACACCUCUAUGGCAACCGAUGAUACUUAUUUGUACAUUACUGGACGGAAGAACAUCUAUGAAAACACGAAAAAGUAUCGUAUUGUCUCAUUGUUGCAGAACGGUGAAUACAAGAGAAUAUUCUUAAAUGAAAGGCAUUAUAAACGUGCGUUGGAUUUCAACAGUAUUAACUGUAAAGGUCCGAGAUUUGUUGCAAGCUAUGACUCGUACUUGUAUAUUGAAGGUUUGUACAAGAUUAAUCGGGAAAAAUUCCCCGUUUCACGGUUACAAAUAAACAAUUGUCCUGUUCAAGUAAAAGAUAUCGAUAUCUCUGAUGAAGGAAAGACAGUUGUGUGCGAAAAAGCCAAUAGUGGAAAUGUUAAACUAUUUGAUGAAGACGGGAAGUUGCUAUGUUACAGAGAUUUUGGAAGUUUGGUUGGUGGUGUAUGUUUUACUGGAGAAACAAAUAUAUUGAUCACAGUCCCUAACAGACGAGAAAUAUUUCAAUUGAAGCCACAAGACUUGGAGAAAUAUAAAGUUUGGGAAAGUCGAGUACCUUAUGGUGGAAUAUGGAGAAAAAUGGGAAAUAUUUACUGGUGUGUACAUAUCAACAUGAUUGAAUGUGAUACUAUAAAAAUUGAUGGGGACCAUCUGAAGGUUCUGGAAUCUAUGUCAUUAUCAAAUCUUGAUUCUGGGCUUCAUUUCCCUUCUAUUACAUCUCAGAAGAACAAGGAAAUGUUCAGUAAUGAAUUAUUUAAUAAACUUAAAAACAGUGACGAUGGAGGAGAAAGAAGAUGUACAUCAAACGAAAUAGUUGCUAAAGGUAGAUUAGAAGUGAGACGUGGUAAUUACAUAGCGGAGAGUAUGUCAGUAAUUGAUGAAAUAUCAGUGAGAAGACUGCCACACAGAACAGCAAUGUUUCCGCUUUCAUUUUCCCUAUCUGGUUUACUAGAUUCAAAUUUGAUGUUUUCUUUUCUUAAUGCUUUUAAGCUAAUUAUGCUACAAGACAAUAGUAUUGUCGUGCUCCUCCAUAAAUGUACUCUCAUGGUCACCAGGGGAGACGGUCAUCUGCUUUACAGUCAAACAUUUGAAAAAGAAGCUCAAGAUAUAUGUCAAUGGACCGAUGAAUCCUUUGUAGUCCUCAUUCGUGAUGAUAAACAACUGAUGUUCUUCAAUACAGAUCUGUGUCUUUUAAAAAAGAUCACAACUGAAAAACCAUACAAUUUAAUGUACAAAAAGAAUGACAAUAAUCUGGUAUGUGUGUUCGAAGACGCUCGAAAUGAAUGUAGUAAUACUCCGUUUGUGUCAUAUGCAGACAUACUUCACAUUUAUGGUGAAAUGUAUGAGUAUAUGGGUCGAGUGAAUUUAGGGAAGGAGGGGAAGGUUGUAGCAUUGGGUGUGACAUCGAAUGAAGACAUCGUCGUUCUUAAAUACAAGGAAGAUCAUUACGAUUUAUGUUGGUAUAGAGACAAUUUGGUUAGGAGUCAACAACUAAUGAUUCAAAGUGAUGAACCAUUUCCAAACAUUUUCAACAAAUCCUUGACCAUCCAUGGCGAAAAUAUUUACAUAUCAGAUUUUAAUAACAAUAUCCAUCAAAUAUCUGUAGACAGCAAAUGCGAAAUCUUUCUCAGCUCUCAAGAAAUUGAAGUCUGCCACAUCAAGGCCAUACAUGUUUCGGAUUAUUUCAUCAUGAUUUACGGAUGUUUAGAUAACCGUUUUGAUGGAUUCUUUUAUUAUGAGAGAUAAUUAUUUCAGUUUGUUGUCGGAGAUCACAGGACCCUCUUGGACGGAACUGGAAAUUAAACUUACAUAACGUCUUUAGGGCACACUUUUUUAUUACUUUAGCUUUAAAAUAUUGUGAAUCGGUGCUGAGAAAUGUGGCCCCAUAUAGCAUUGACAUUAGGGGCUUUAUUACUAUAUCCCAUCUUUUUGAUAUGAUGUUUCUGGAAUAGCCACACAUCAAAUGGCAGGUUAUAUCUAAGGUUCUUGAACAAAGUUAGUUAGCAUAGUGAUUUCUGUUUAGUUAAUUGUUAAUAAAAUAUUAGUAAACUAGAGACAGUGUAUGUUUUCCACUGGAAUAGCAUCUCCUCCUACACACACAAUGAUGACAUUAUCUGAUUCAACUUGUUACUCUUACAUGUUAGCAAUCUUAUAAAAGUAACACAAAAUCUCCAUUUAAAAUUCUUAUGUUGUCUCACCUUGUAUGUCUCGGAUUCAACAAAUCUUUCAAAUGUUUAUUUCCUUUACUUGAAUAUAUUUUGUAUAUUUAACCCUAAUUGAAUUUAUUACUAAAUUAUAUUCAUAAUCCAAUGCUUGAAAUAUAUAUUACAUUGUACAAGCUACAGUGGCAGAACAUAUUCUAAAAUAUAUAUUACAUCAUACAUUAUAGAGUUGUGUGAUUCAUCUCAAUGUAAAUAAACAAUAUUCUUCAUCAAAAAGAA
Octopus bimaculoides (California two-spot octopus) is the source of this 9446-nucleotide messenger RNA. RefSeq lists its product as uncharacterized. The record is from RefSeq and is a predicted model, not a curated record. Gene Ontology annotation, molecular function: protein binding. Lineage: Eukaryota; Metazoa; Mollusca; Cephalopoda; Octopoda; Octopodidae.